Knipowitschia caucasica is the source of this 1986-nucleotide messenger RNA. The record is from the annotation of a GenBank genome assembly. NCBI's taxonomy places the organism in Eukaryota, Metazoa, Chordata, Actinopteri, Gobiiformes, Gobiidae.
AUGGCCUCGCCUCAUAGCCCCUUCACGGUGCGGGCAGGGGCGGCUCUGAACGUGGCUCUGCGGGUGCCCAGUGUGUUCGCGAUCGACGCCGUGCUCAGCGCCUCUCUCCCGGGGGAGGCAGGGCCAGGAUGGGUCGGUGUUGUGGGCGUGCUGCUGGUGCGGGCUCUGGUGGUCCUGCUGUCCCUGGUGGUCCUGCAGCUCCCCCUGAAGGCCCUGCUCCAGUUCUACACCCUGCUCCUGGGCAUGGUGCUGGCCUCGGCCUCAGCCCUGAUCAACUACUACGCUGUGUCGCACUCGGACCUGCAGGGGGCGCUCCUCCACAGAGCCGGCUCAUCUCCUAGUGUUUGGCUAGCCCUCGGGGCCUUGCAGCUGUUUUUUGGCCUGGGUUACGUGUGUCUGCUGCGGCUGCCCUCCUCCAUGUCUCUGCUGGUAGCUGUGGAUGUGGUGACCCCCACGUGGAGCCUGGUCCUGGGGCUCCCCCUACAGGCUCGGCAGGCAGUCAGCGUCCUGUCCGGUCUGGCCCUAGUGUUGACCACUCUGUUCUGCCUGGUGGAACGUCUGCGCUGGCUUCACAAGUUCAGCAGGUACGAGUGUAUGCUGUUGCGUAUCAUGGUCCGGCUGUACGGGCUGCAAGCGGUGUUGGAGGACACGUGGCUAAGGAUCCGCCUCCCAGACGUCCUGAGGCUCUUCUGGAUCACACGAGUCACUGCUCAGGCUCUGAUACAGCUCUAUGUGAACAGAGGCGAGCCAGCAGGGGGCACGCACACGCAGUUGGAGCUGUGGAGCUGGCAGGACCUCUGUGAUCUCACGUCUCACCUCAUCAUCUCCGGUUGUGAUUCGACGCUGGCCGUAUUGGGCAUGAGCGCCGUCAUCUCGUCUCUGGCGCACUACCUCGGCCUCGGCAUCCUCGCCUUCAUCGGUUCCACAGAGGAAGAUGACCGGCGUCUUGGUUCUGUGGCUCCCAUCCUGUUCUUCAUCCUGGCUCUGCAGACCGGCCUGAGCAGCCUGGACCCCGAGGAGCGGCUGGAGCGUCUGGGCAGGAACAUGUGCCUGCUGUUGACGGCGGUGCUCCACUUCGUGCAUGGCAUGGUGGACCCGGUGCUGAUGUCUUUGAGUGCGUCUCACGUGUCGUCUCUGCGGCGCCACCUGCCUGUGCUGCUGGUCAGUGCACUACUGAUGCUGCUGCCCGCCUGUCUGUCCCUACUGCUGUGGAGGCUCUACCACCUCAACACCUGGCUGUUCGCAGUUACCGCCUUCUGCGUCGAGCUCUGCCUCAAGGUGCUGGUUUCCCUCACAGUGUAUGUCCUCUUCAUGGUGGACGGUUGCUGGUCCUCGCUCUGGGAGCAGCUUGACGACUAUGUGUACUAUGUGCGCUCCAGCGGCAGCGUGAUGGAGUUCCUGUUUGGUGUGGUUAUGUUCGGGAAUGGAGCCUACACCAUGAUGUUCGAGUCAGGGAGCAAGAUCCGAGCCUGUAUGAUGUGUCUGCACGCCUACUUCAAUAUCUACCUGCAGGCCCGCAGCGGCUGGAGGACUUUCAUUAACCGCCGUAGUGCAGUGAAAAAGAUCAACUCUCUGCCGCAGCUGAAGGGGGCAGAGCUUCAGCACAUCAGCGACGUUUGCGCCAUCUGUUACCAGGAGUUCAGCGCGGCCGCCUGCACCACGCCUUGUAAGCACUACUUCCACGCUCUCUGUCUGAGGAAGUGGCUCUACAUCCAGGACACCUGCCCCAUGUGCCACCAGCGCAUACACCUCCACGACACGCCCACUGUCACGCCACCACAGGAGAGAGAGGACCAGCAAGGACCAGGAGAGGGUGAGCGAGAGGGCGAACGAGCACACAGAGAGGGAGAGGAGAGAGAGGACGGGACUGGACGAGCAGAGGAGGACAAUGACAGCAUUGAGUACGACUCUGACGAGUGGAACACACGCAAUGUGGCCGCCAGAGAAGAAGACAUGGACCAGGACCAGGACUCGGACCAGAACUGA